AUGAAUGCUUUAGAAGAAUUGAGGAAUGAGCCUUAUACUAAAUCAUUGAUUUAUAAGGACAAGACCAAAAGAUGGCAUGAUGCAAGGUUGAAAGGAAAUAAAGAGUUUGAGGAAGGACAAAAAGUGCUAUUAUACAAUGCAAGACUUAAACUUUUUCCGGGAAAAUUACGCACUCGUUGGACCAGGCCUUUUUCUGUAAAACAUGCUUAUCCAUAUGGAGUGGUUGAGUUAUGGAGCAAGGAUGGGUCAAGUUUUAAAGUUAAUGGGCAUCAGGUUAAGAGAUACGAAGAAGGAAUGCCACAAGAUGAGAGUAUUGAAGAAAGGCUGGACUUGGAGGAAAUUGCAGCAACGUAG
Lactuca sativa (garden lettuce) is the source of this 354-nucleotide messenger RNA. The record is from RefSeq and is a predicted model, not a curated record. Lineage: Eukaryota; Viridiplantae; Streptophyta; Magnoliopsida; Asterales; Asteraceae.